GUUUUAUUCGAUGUCACGGACGUCUGUAGUGUACGGUCGUUCUUAAGGGUCGGUCACCACUGCUCCAAUACAUGCCUGUUCAGUGCAAAAUACACCCUCGUCGAUCUCAGUCCGCUUUGCUAUUUUAAUAUUACCCGAUACCCAUCAUUCGUAUAAAUUACAAUUGUUUUUACGGACGUCUCUCACGUCUUGUCCCGCUUCCAUCAUAUACGAUCUAUUCACAUACCUAAAUAGUUACACAUAAUUCAAAUUAUUAUUACUAUUCCCGGAAGAGGACAUAUAAAAUAUAAAUAUAUAAUAUACUUUACCCAACGGUCGUGUACCACCGCGGAUAGAAGUGUUAUUUUAUUUUUUUCUUCAAUAAUUCUUGAACCCUUUUAAUUCGGUUCAAGCGAAAAUAUGUGUCAUACCACGAUUUCCGGUACCGACGACGACGAUAACAUGGAAGAGAUCUCUUCGACUUCUUUGCCAUCCAACAACAAGAAAACCGGAAAGCAAAUCGAACCUCGGAAGAUCCGAAAGCCGUUGAUGGAGAAAAAGCGACGAGCAAGAAUAAAUCAGAGCCUGGACGAACUGAAACGAAUCGUAGUGGACGCCGAGAAAUCCGCCGGUCAAGACCUCUCUCGAGUGAACAAACUGGAAAAAGCUGAUAUCCUGGAGAUGACAGUCAGAUACCUGAAGCGGAAGUCGACGGCCUUGGCGCCGUCGCCUACACCACCACCGCCAGGACCAGAAAUAUACGCGGCCGGAUACAGGCGGUGCAUAGGACAGGUCCAAGAGCUGCUGGCCGAACAGUGGACGGACGAGCGGCGGCAAAUGUCAGGUCAAAGGAUGAUCUUACAUCUGGAAUCGUGCGCGAAGAGGCUAGACGCGUCGGUAAACCGUUUGUCGUUGUCGUCGACUUCUUUCCCAGGAGAACCGCCGAGUACCAAUGUCACAGUCAUAAACAAUAAUAACAUUUGUUCAUCGUCAUCUUUCUGCUCGUCCGACGAAGAUGAUAGUAACGCGACGACGGAGUUACGUCGAGACGCUACCCCCGCAAAGUUGAUGUGGAGGCCUUGGUGACGGGCUAGAACAGUGUAUAUCGGUAGAUAACCGUGGUUUACACAUCACCAACCUUAUUUUCGCGUCCCUGUUCGACAUACGUACAUCGUAAUGUAAUAUUAUUGAUAAUAAUUGUAUGCCGUUUUUGUACCUGUUCUUCAAGACUUUAGUUCGUAAGACAUGUAAAUAUAUUGUAUUUUAUAAUAUUGUGUAUUGUAACGAAAAUUAUUUUUAUUUCUCAAAUAAUAAGAUAAUCGAUUGAAUCGUUAUUAUUUCAAUAGUUGUUUUAUUAUUCGUUGUUACAUUCAUUUCAAACGGGUAUGCGUAUUCAAAAAUACUAAAUCUAUACAACAUCACAUAGGUCUAAACAUAAAACCUAACGUUACAAUAAAAACCCACAAGAGUACACAACACUAUUCAUCGAAACAGCUCUCUGAUUGAAAAAUUUACAUUAAAAUUGUUUUUAUUGCUCAUAUAUCUUUAAAAAAGUGUGCCCUUCAAAUUUGUA
Melanaphis sacchari is the source of this 1552-nucleotide messenger RNA. RefSeq names its product enhancer of split m7 protein-like. Gene Ontology annotation, biological process: regulation of neurogenesis; anterior/posterior pattern specification; regulation of transcription by RNA polymerase II. Bases 400 to 1065 code for a protein of 221 amino acids. Lineage: Eukaryota; Metazoa; Arthropoda; Insecta; Hemiptera; Aphididae. The transcript is spliced from 4 exons. Gene Ontology annotation, cellular component: nucleus. The record is from RefSeq and is a predicted model, not a curated record. Gene Ontology annotation, molecular function: protein dimerization activity; DNA-binding transcription factor activity, RNA polymerase II-specific; RNA polymerase II cis-regulatory region sequence-specific DNA binding.